Messenger RNA from Porites lobata, 1002 nucleotides. NCBI's taxonomy places the organism in Eukaryota, Metazoa, Cnidaria, Anthozoa, Scleractinia, Poritidae. The record is from the annotation of a GenBank genome assembly.
AUGGAACAUUUGCUUUAUAGAGAGCUCCUCAAAAGAGCACCGCCUUUAAUCUGGACUGAAGCAGUUUCCCUUGCUAUCAUCAACAUAAUGGCCAUCUCCGGUAACAUCUCUGUUUGCUACGCCGUGUAUAGAAACCAGAGACUUCGUUCGCUAGCCAAUAUGUUUGUUAUAGCACUGGCUGUUAGCGAUUUAUUAGUAUCUGUCUGCGGUAUGCCUCUUUCAAUUGCUACUCUCGUUCAAGGCAGAUGGAUAUUCGGGCCUACUGUUUGUCGACUGCAGGGCUUUGCAAUUUUAACGUUUUCGAUAUCAUCUCUACUUACUAUGGGGGUCAUUGCAGUUAGCCGAUAUUUUUGCGUGGUGAAACCAACGAGGUACAUUGUAUUAUUCCGGAGGCAAAGAAUUUUAAUAUACACUGCGGCAGUAUGGUGUUUGUCUCUCAUUGGUUCAGUGCAACCACUAAUUUUUCAGACAGGCGGAUACACUUUCCAACCAGGAAAAGCAAUGUGCAUGUACCCAUUCCAAAGUAACAUUGCUUAUACCGUCUUCAUCGAAUGUGUGUUUGUCGCUGCGCCCUUUACACUCAUCACUUUCUGCUACGCCAAAGUGUUCUACACAGUGUCAAGAUCAAAUCGUGUUUUCACACAAGAAAAUAACCCUGAACAGCUCAGAGCAAACGUCGAAGACGCCAAAGUGACCAAGACAUUAGCCUUGGUCAUGGCCAGUUUCUCACUGUGCUGGCUUCCUAUCUGUAUUACGGAUUACAUCGACGCCGCUCGCGGGGAGCCCACUUUGCCAAGACAGAUGUACCUUACUUACGGGUUUCUGGCCUACUUAAGUAGCUCUAUUAACCCCUUUAUAUAUGGCGCUACCAACAGGCGCUUUAGACGAGAAUACAAAAUGAUUUUGAAGAAGAUUAGUGUCAUCUUUUCUUGUGGACGUUGCAGUUGGCGGGCACAGAACCGAACGUCAGACCUUUCAAAUUCAGCGGCGACGGAGCUGUAA